AUGGUCGCGGACGCGCUAGUCUAUCAUCCAGCAGUGGCGCACUACUUGCGCUACGUUGCAACCACUGUUGGGAGAGAUAAAGUCUUGCGGACGAUUCAGUACUUUAGUCGCUUCUAUGCCUGGUAUCUCUACCGCACGAACAACCCAGAACGUCUCAUCCAGCCCUGGGCGACAGUCAAGACCCAAUUCGCCUUGACCCGUAAGAUUCUCCGCAUCGGCAAGUUCGUGGAGCAUCUCCGCGCUGCAAGUGAGAUUUACGAUGCCUCUAUCAAGGCCAAUAGUGGCGAUAAGGUCACACAGUAUCUCCAGCUACUGCGACAAGUCGGAUAUACAGGCUACAUGUUCUUCGACAUGCUGACCGUGCCGGACGCGCUCGGUGUCAAGAAAUACGAGAGUGCAAAGCGGCUCCAGGCCACGGCAUACCGCAUGUGGCUGUUCGGUCUCAUCUCGAGCGCAAGCGCAGGUCUCUACGCACACUACAAGCUGCAAGCCCGCGUCAAGGCCACCGAUGAGAAGGAUGCGGAGGGUAAGGUCGAGAGAUUGACUUUGGCAAAACAACAAAAGGUCACCAACAUUCAGCUCGUGUCCGACCUGUGCGACUUGACUGUUCCCAGCACCUUCCUCGGCUACACCAAUCUGGACGAUGGUCUGAUAGGCCUUGCCGGCACUCUUUCGAGCUUGCUCGGUGUGUACGGCGCUUGGCAGAAAACGGCAUGA
Messenger RNA from Cyphellophora europaea CBS 101466, 717 nucleotides. RefSeq lists its product as uncharacterized. The coding region runs from base 1 to 717 and encodes 238 amino acids. NCBI's taxonomy places the organism in Eukaryota, Fungi, Ascomycota, Eurotiomycetes, Chaetothyriales, Cyphellophoraceae. The transcript has 3 exons. Gene Ontology annotation, biological process: peroxisome fission; regulation of peroxisome size. The record is from RefSeq and is a predicted model, not a curated record. Gene Ontology annotation, cellular component: peroxisomal membrane.